AUGGGUGCGAUUGGAUGGACAAGUAGCAAGAAAAGAGAAUGUAAAACAAAGUCAAUCGGAUCGAAGCAAAGUCCACGCAACAGCCAACUUGAUGCAGAUCACAGCGUUGCACGACCCGCCGGACAGGAGCAGGAUAACACACAGCGAAGCAAUCUGGACAACAAGCAAAAGCGAAGAUGGAAGCAAGGUAGAAGGACAGAGGGCGCAGAGACAAAGACCUUGUAA
Messenger RNA from Penicillium cosmopolitanum, 225 nucleotides. RefSeq lists its product as uncharacterized. The coding region runs from base 1 to 225 and encodes 74 amino acids. The record is from RefSeq and is a predicted model, not a curated record. The transcript has a single exon. Lineage: Eukaryota; Fungi; Ascomycota; Eurotiomycetes; Eurotiales; Aspergillaceae.